Molecule: messenger RNA, 2995 nt
Organism: Phyllopteryx taeniolatus (common seadragon)
Lineage: Eukaryota; Metazoa; Chordata; Actinopteri; Syngnathiformes; Syngnathidae
Exons: 5
Coding region: 501-1649 (382 amino acids)
Cellular component (GO): plasma membrane
Source: RefSeq, a predicted model, not a curated record
ACACCAUUGAAGGAUAACGAUAGCACCGCUAACUCUGGGGCUCCAAUCCCUGACACCUUGCUUACAGCGAAAGCACCCCCCACCACAACAACGGCGGCGGCAGGGUAGGCAGGGGUGCACGUGAGAGGGUCACAGUGGUGGAAGCUCGCAUGCAGGCAGCCACUGCACGAGUGAGAGCUCAGCACAGCUCAGCCAGCGAGUGACUGUUACGCAAGAGCUCAGUCGGCCCAGCUGGAGAUGAGAGAGCAAGUUAGAGAGAGGGAGGGAGAGAGAGAGACAGAGAGAGAGAGAGAGAGAGAGAGAGAGAGAGAAAGAGGGAGUAGCAAACAGCACAGGAGACAAACGCUGACUUUCUUUCUCUGCUUUACAGCCAGCAUCAUGAACGGGAUUUUCUGAAGAGUACCCGAAGCAAAAGGAUCCAAGAAGUGAUGGAGUCAACACAUGUGACCUUGGCGCUGUGAACUUCUCUGCUCAUCCUCUCACAUUCAUCACUUGUCCCCAUGGUUUCAAACGUUGGAACCGCUUCCCAAAGCCCUCGCGUUUGGGUGCUGCUGAAGCCUUUACUAUGCGUGCUGGUACUGACCCUAGGCUCAGCGCUAAGCCUGGAGGACUUGCAGAACGCCACCACCGCCGCCGUGACCCCGCCGCCGCCCCCGGACGAGUGGACCGGCACCCUGGUCCGCCUGCAGCCCAACCUGCAGACGGAGGGCCGAGCAACAACAGUGGAGGUGCAGACAGAGUUGGAGACGCAAACUCCAACCAGAAACUACACAGGUCUGUCCUGUAUGCCCGUCCUGCCUCCACGUCGGGGCUCCUUCUACGUGGAGAGCGGCACCGGGGUGUCGGUGGGCAGCGCGUUGGCCUUCUGGUGCCGCGGGGGCUACCAGUUGGUGGGCCACGACAAGAUCUACUGCAAUGUCCACAAUGGGAAAGCGCAGUGGAGCAACUACUUGCCCGUGUGUGAGGCAAUCCCCAGGCCAGAGGACCGCGGGUUGAGAGUGGCCGUGUUGGCGUCGGUGGUGAGCGGCGUCGUCAUCCUCGCCAUGUCGCUGUCCUUCCUCGUCUGCUGCCUGCAAGAACAAUCCAGCAAGAAAAAAGCCAAAAAAGACGUUCGGACCAGACGCAGGGGAAAGCGUUCAGCCCGUUGCAGUGAGCGAUGGCUGGACAGAGAAGACGGCGAAUGGGAGGCUUUCCCUCCUCCCAAGAUCUUCCACCUGUCCCAGAGGAUGAACCCUCGUCUAGCACCAGACAGUCCGCUCUACCUGACCGGAGGCCUCGGCGGAUACGAGAACAGAGGAUAUCAGAGGAGUCAGGAGAGUCUUCUAAAGACCGGCCCUCCUGGGGUCUACCGCUCCGAGUCCCAGCUCUACCCGCAUGUGGUCCUCCAGAGGGUCCUGCCCCCGACAGCUCCCUCGGCACCAUCCGCCCCAUCCGCCCCCUCGGCCCCGCUCUACCUCCACCUCCCUGCCUCGUCCUCAUCCUCUAUGCCGGCCCACACGACCGCCCACUCCCAAGCUCACCUCAUGGGCCAGUACCCCACGCCGACGUACCCGCCCAAUCCAAACACAUCAGUGCCGCCGUUCCACCGGCCCGUCCCGGCACCAAUUUACCCCAACCCGAACCCGAGGCCGCAGCAGCCGUGGCAGUGAGCUUGUUCCUCGAGGCCGAGGCUAACCGAGUCGAAGGAGGGACAUGCUCCACAUGUGAGCAGACGAGUAGCUACAGCUAAUGUGGACACCCCAACUUUUCCUUUUAGUGCAUGCAAGCUGGACUUGUCCUCCACUUGGAGUCAACAGGAAGUCAAACAGGGUUUUGUUUCCUGAGCAGAAGAACCAAGACUGCAGACGCCAGUCAGUAGGCAGCUCAAGUCUCUUCUAACCUCCAAAGAGGAGCAUGGAUUUUUCCAUUCGUUCGUGUGAGUCUUCCUCUUUAACCUUUUUAAUAUUUGACACUGGUUUAGGUCCAUGUAUUCCUCUUAACCAGGGGGUGUCAAAUUUGUUUUCAUUGCGGGCCACAUCGUUGUUACAGAUGGUUAUCAUCACAUAAAUGUAUACCCGUAAUCGCCAAAAACUGGCUCGGUUCACAUUGUCUACUGUAAAUCAACUCAACUCACUCUAAUUUAUAGAGCACUUUAAAAACAACUGCAGCUCAAAUUAAGUGCUGUACAUAAAUGCAAAUCGAACCAGAGAUAAUUUAGAAACAAUAACACAGUGCACAGGCAGCCAGUGGAGGAAGAGGAGCUAUGUGCUCCCUCUUAUGUGUUCCCGUUUAGAGGUGAGUGAAUAAGUUAGGGAACAAAAAGCAAAACAAACUGCUUAUGUUUUGCCAAGAUCCCCAAAAAUAAUAUACGCCCGUUAAUUCAGGAUGUCGGCACAAGUUGUGGGAUUAGUUCAUCGGAUCUUGGAACAACUGAGACGAAAUGAAGUGCACCAAUUGUCUAAAUAUGGCUCAUAAUAACUACUAUAAGAAAAACAACAAUUGAGCUGCUUAUGUUCUAUGCAAACAGGAUUUAAUGACAUUUAAAUUCAAACAUUCUCUUCUUUUCUACACAUACUACUAACAAGAUAUUUAUGUUAUUUUUCUACUACUGUGAUGAGUUAACUGACGAGGAGCAAUUUUGUGAAUCUGUACAAAAUGUAAAAACUGAUGAACUUGCUUUGAGACACUGUAAAUGUGCUGCUCUUUCCUGAACGCACUGGAAAUUGCGCUGAUUAGGGAGAUAAAGCAGGAAUGGAUAAUUAAUAUUGCUUUCCUUUUGUUUAGUUCAUGAUUUCCUUCCUUGUAUCAUAGACUUUAUGAAAAGAAAAAUCUACUGUUGCUUUAGUCACUUUUAUCUGUGGGGCUUUUUAUUUUGUAAUAAUAGCACUAAAGUAGCCACACUAUGAAAUUUGCACUUUUGGGGGGGAUUUGUUUUAUGUUUUUGACUAAAUGUGAUUAAUUUUAACAUCUUUAUGAUAAUGUGAGUGUGCAAUAAAAGUGGAGUGAGUUUUCUUGA